AAGCUCCUCGUCCUGCUUCGCGACGGAAGCAAGAUCUUGGGGACGCUGCGCUCGUUCGAUCAGUUCGCGAACAUCGUUCUCGAGGGCGCGGUCGAGCGGAUCAUCGUGAACAAGUCCUACAGCGACAUCCCGCUGGGUCUGUACAUCGUCCGCGGGGAGAACGUCGUGCUGAUGGGCGGAGUGGACGAGUCUAAGGAGACGGAGGGUUUGACGAUGGUGAGCAACGACGAGAUCAAGCACGCGCGGGACGCGGAGAAGGCGGCGGAAAAUCUCAAAGGAUCGAUGUUGCAGCGAAUGGACUUUUUGGAC
Messenger RNA from Micromonas pusilla CCMP1545, 309 nucleotides. RefSeq lists its product as uncharacterized. The annotation marks the transcript as partial. Gene Ontology annotation, molecular function: RNA cap binding. Lineage: Eukaryota; Viridiplantae; Chlorophyta; Mamiellophyceae; Mamiellales; Mamiellaceae. The record is from RefSeq and is a predicted model, not a curated record. Gene Ontology annotation, biological process: deadenylation-dependent decapping of nuclear-transcribed mRNA. Gene Ontology annotation, cellular component: Lsm1-7-Pat1 complex; P-body. The transcript has a single exon.